Molecule: messenger RNA, 681 nt
Organism: Hylaeus volcanicus
Lineage: Eukaryota; Metazoa; Arthropoda; Insecta; Hymenoptera; Colletidae
Gene: agt
Product: bifunctional transcriptional activator/DNA repair enzyme Ada
Exons: 1
Coding region: 1-558 (185 amino acids)
Biological process (GO): DNA repair
Molecular function (GO): methylated-DNA-[protein]-cysteine S-methyltransferase activity
Source: RefSeq, a predicted model, not a curated record
AUGGUUCGUAUACGAGCUAUGACAUCAGAAGAAUACAGAGCAAAACAUGAGAGUUUCAAAAUAAUUUAUGGUUUUCACCCCACAUUCUGUGGGAAUUGUUUGCUUGGCGUAACAGACUCUGAUAAAACCGUAGUGUAUUUAGCGUUUGUUGAUAAAAGUCAGGAAGAAGCGUUGGCCGAGUUGAAGAACGAUUGGCCUCUAUCAGAGUUGACAAAAGACAACAUGUUUGAAACAGAAGAGAUUGUACGCAAAAUUUUUUCGCCACGUGGACUUGUAGGCGAUCACAUCACGGUACUCCUGCUGGGUACAGAAUUUCAAAUAAAAGUUUGGAGAUCCUUAUUGAGUAUCCCAGUAGCUACAACGGUCACUUACGAGCAAGUUGCAUCGAUGAUAGAUCAUCCAAAAGCUGCACGUGCUGUUGGAAAUGCAGUAAUGAAAAAUAAAAUUGCAUAUUUGAUACCGUGCCAUCGCGUGAAGGGAAAGUCUGGUAGUAAUAAGUACAAAUGGGGAACAGACCGCAAAGAAAAUAUUUUAAUGUCUGAAUCCAACUAUCUCUGAACCUUAUCGUUUAUUAUUUUUUCUAUAUGUUUAUAUAGUGUAUACAUUUAUACAAUAUUUCUUAAAUAAUUGUUCUUUAUACUAUGAUGAUAAUUAAAAAAUAAAGAAUAUAUUUUGAUAAUA